AUGGAAGAGCAAAAUGCAAGAUCAACAAGUUGUGAGGCACCGUGGUACCAUAGGUUGUCUUGGAGCAACCCAUCAAAUCCUUGCGGUGGAUUUGAUAUUGCAACUGACGAAACCGCUCGUUUAAUCCCGCCGCCUUACGUUGUCAAUUUUCUUCAAAAUAUCGACAGCAAUCAAAAUUAUCGCACGUGCAGAUGGGAGCAAUAUUCUCAGCAAGAUGCAGCAGAUUGUCAUCUGAUGAUCGAGCAACUGAAUGAAAAAGAAGAUGAGAAGCCUUUGAACAAACCUGAAGAUUUAUUAUUCGAAAAUAAUCAAGAUCGUCGUGUGACGACAAACACAGGGACAAUGUUUCGCACUUGGGAGAUGCCUCAUUUGCAGAAUAUAGACCUCGAGUAUGAGAGCAAAUAUCAAUUUUGGCAGGAUUCGCAACAUAAUGAGAAUCAUGCGAAUUCGUUGUUUGGAGAAAAUACACGUUCGCACCAACGAGAACGAGGUAAUCCGCGAAAAGAGAGAACUGCGUUUACAAAGCAACAGAUCCGUCAUCUUGAAUGUGAAUUCGCACAUAGUAAUUAUUUGACACGUUUGCGCCGCUAUGAAAUUGCUGUAGCAUUGGAUUUAACGGAACGUCAGGUAAAAGUGUGGUUUCAGAAUAGACGUAUGAAAUGGAAACGAACGAAAGGAAACACGGCGAACAUACAGGAAGCAACCACUGUAUCGUGA
Messenger RNA from Atta colombica, 717 nucleotides. RefSeq names its product homeobox protein Hox-B6a-like (gene btn). Gene Ontology annotation, biological process: positive regulation of transcription by RNA polymerase II. Gene Ontology annotation, cellular component: nucleus. Bases 1 to 717 code for a protein of 238 amino acids. Gene Ontology annotation, molecular function: RNA polymerase II cis-regulatory region sequence-specific DNA binding; DNA-binding transcription factor activity, RNA polymerase II-specific. Lineage: Eukaryota; Metazoa; Arthropoda; Insecta; Hymenoptera; Formicidae. The record is from RefSeq and is a predicted model, not a curated record. The transcript has 4 exons.